AUGAAGUUAUGGAAGUGUGCCGCCAUUGCCUUGACACUCUGCGGUGCAGCACUCUCCGUUCUCCGCACUAGAAUGGCUCCAGCCAGGACCGGCCACCUCCUCUCCAGGGACUCCUCCUCGCCGAGGUCCCCCUCGCCCACCACCUUCAAUGCCUCCGUGUCCUUGGACAGUGAGCAACGGCGCAGGCGCAGGUCGACGGAAGGAGCCAACUCAGUGCUUUCAGAGGUCAUGGACAUGUUCCAGAGCUUCACAGAGGGAGAACUCAAGCAAGUUAUCGGGGCCCUGGUGGAACGGAAGGCCCGGCGCGACGCCAGCGAGAGCAAAAGGACAAAGCGCGCCCGGAAGGGGACUCGCUGCUCGCUGCAGAACCGGGAGGUGACCGUGAGUCAGCUGGAGCUGGGCUACGAGAGCGACGAGAUCGUCCUCUUCAGCUACUGCAGCGGCAAGUGCUCGGCCAGCCGCCGCAACUACGACAUCACGCUGGCCUCCAUGAAGGAGCGGCUGCGCCACCGGCGGGAGAAGGUCCGCCACAACCCCUGCUGCCGGCCCACCUCCUAUGAGGAGGACUUUGCAUUCCUGGACAACCACAACAAAUACCAGACCAUCAAGGAGUGGUCGGCCAGUAAGUGUGGCUGUGUGUAACCCAACUCCCCCCAGAGGCCGCAACUCAACCCCCAUCUGAUACUGUAUCAUUCCUUCUGACAUACCAGAGGACGGACUGAAACAGCGAGAGGGGGAAGCAUCUGAAGAGAACACUGUACAGUAUAUUUGAAACCAUUCACUCUCCUGGUCUUCUAAAGACAAAAAAAAAAA
Alosa alosa (allis shad) is the source of this 813-nucleotide messenger RNA. It is a transcript of the gene nrtn, whose product is annotated as neurturin. The record is from RefSeq and is a predicted model, not a curated record. The transcript is spliced from 2 exons. Bases 1 to 642 code for a protein of 213 amino acids. Gene Ontology annotation, molecular function: glial cell-derived neurotrophic factor receptor binding; growth factor activity; receptor tyrosine kinase binding. NCBI's taxonomy places the organism in Eukaryota, Metazoa, Chordata, Actinopteri, Clupeiformes, Clupeidae.